This is a messenger RNA of Acanthoscelides obtectus, 1937 nucleotides long. Lineage: Eukaryota; Metazoa; Arthropoda; Insecta; Coleoptera; Chrysomelidae. The record is from the annotation of a GenBank genome assembly.
CUUUCAUUCAAAGCCGUAUAUGUCAAGAUGUUUAUUUAAAACAGCGAGUGACUGCAGUAACUCAACUUAGGAUAAUUUUUCAGAAUUUUCGGGAAGUCACGUUGUAAUACACGAAAAUGAUAAUCUCAAGGAAUACCAAGAAGACAAAGUUGUAUAAUUCAUGAGUUGAAUACAAGAUAUAUCCAUCCAUUUAAAAUGGAAAAUGAUCCAAAAAGCUACGCAUGUAUGCAUAAGAUGAAUUUAAAGAUGUUGCGCUGACGACGUUUUUAGUCCGAAUGAUUACUCAGUGUCUUCAGUUCCUCUCUGUGUGAUUUGUUGUGAAGCAAUGCGUAUUACUUUCAGCAGUUACAUGAGUAUUCCACCAGCAUGGAAAUCAGUAAUAUUAAUUGUGAUCUUCUUUAUACUACUCUACAAAUACCUGACCAGGAAUCACAGCUACUGGAAGGCGAGAGGUGUUCCAUUCGAACCUCCAAAAUUCCUAGCUGGCAGUCUUUGGGAAGUUUUUUGCGGCAGGCAGCACAUCGGGAAGCAUUUGGGAUACUUGUAUGGGAAAUACAACAAGGCGCCAUAUUUCGGUAUCUAUGUUAUGGGAAAACCGUAUCUGGUACUAAGAAACCCAGAAAUAAUCAAAAGCAUCACCAUAAGAGAUUUUCCUAAUUUCGACGAUAGAACGUUUGCCUGUGAUAAGAAUGCUGAUCCAAUGUCAGGGAACAGCCUGUUUGUUCUUAAAAAUCCCGAGUGGAAGAAUAUCAGGAACAAACUCACACCAAUAUUUACUUCCGGCAAGCUAAAAUUGAUGCUGUAUAUAAUGAAGAAAACCGGCGUAGAAGUGGAAAAAUAUUUGGAAAAAUACGAUAGUCAAGUGAUAGAGAUAAAAGAAGUAUCCUCGAAAUAUAUGACAGAUUUAGUUGCAUCUUGUUUUUUUGGGUUCGAUACGAAUUCUUUCAAAGAUCAAGACUCCGAAUUUCGCUUAGUCAGUCGUAGAAUGUUCGAGUUUGAUAUAUUUAAUUCGAUUUCAUUGUUUUCGUACUUCUUCGUACCGAAGAUGGUGUCUUGGUUCAAGCUAAAACUGUUGGAUACCAAUUUCUUGAAAGACGUGUUUUAUACGACGCUCCGCAAUAGAGCGUCGACCAAUCAGAAAAGAAAUGAUUUCGUGGAUUUGUUGCUGCAGUUGAAGGAGAAUUUCAACGAGAAUAACAAUGGUAUACAUUUUGAUACGAACUGUAUGGUAUCCCAAGCGAUAACGUUCUUUAUAGCGGGGUUCGAGACAACAAGCAAUGCUAUAGCCUUCGCUCUCUACGAAUUGUGUUUGAGGCCAGAUUGUCAAGAAAAGCUGAGACGGGAAAUAGGUGAAUCUCUACCUAAUGAUGUCGAGAUCACGUUCGAAAGCAUUCAGAUAAUGAAAUACCUGGAUAUGGUACUUUCAGAAACACUUCGACGUUACCCGUUUGGCCCUUUCCUCAAUCGUGAGUGUAAAGAAGACUACGUGAUUAAAGAGACUGGUCUCGUAAUAGAAAAAGGCACUCCGAUAUUGAUACCAAUAGACGGUAUCCAUAACGAUCCAGAGUAUUAUUCAGAUCCAGAGAAGUUCGAUCCAGAACGGUUUAGUGAUGGGAUAAAGUACAAAUCUCAGUCUUGUCAGUACUUGCCUUUCGGUAGUGGACCUAGGAAUUGUAUAGGAGACAGAUUUGGAUUGAUAUGUGCGAAAGUAGGAAUUAUCUACAUCUUGAGAAAAUUCAGAGUGGAACGGUGCGAAACAACUCCAGACCCAGUGGUGCUUGAUCCGAAAUCCCCAUUUAUGAUGCCAUUAGGAGGAUUAAAACAUGAUUCUCAAGAAAGUUUAAACCAUGCUAUAAUCUAGGUUAUAAUAUUUUUGAUAUAAGCUCAUUAUAAAUGACAGAGAAAUGUUAAAAAAAUCAAUAAAAAGAGAAAAAUAC